UUUGAAAUCAUCAGCACCAUACAUUUGUGAUCAAUUAUACCAAAAGAAUCUUUGUUCUGUCAAUUUAUCUGAAAUAAUAUCCAUUCUGCAUUUGCCUCUUUCAUUCUUAAUCUGUGCAAUCUGUGCACAAUUAACUUUGAUCAACUACAAGACACCACCUUCACUAUCAUUCAUACCAGAAGAAAAAGAAAAAACGAAAAUGAUUGAACUCCAUCUCACAUAUUUUAUUAUACCUACUGGCACAUUUUUUGGGUAUCAAAUUAAUAUACCACAUGUAAUCCUUAUUUCUACGAAUGAAUCAGUCAGUACAUUAUGUACUAAAAUUCGUGAUACCUUGUUAUAUAAGUACAGAAAUGCUUCUUUUAAUCUUCGUGCGGUUGAUGUUGAACGUAGAGAAUAUGUGUAUAUGGAACCUGAAAAAAAAGUUAGUAAUUAUUUCAAUAGCAGACCUCCUGCUGAAAUCACGAUUCAUAUUCUCAUAGAAGAAGCAUAG
This is a messenger RNA of Diversispora eburnea, 493 nucleotides long. The record is from the annotation of a GenBank genome assembly. Lineage: Eukaryota; Fungi; Glomeromycota; Glomeromycetes; Diversisporales; Diversisporaceae.